Talaromyces atroroseus is the source of this 1098-nucleotide messenger RNA. RefSeq lists its product as hypothetical. The record is from RefSeq and is a predicted model, not a curated record. The transcript is spliced from 6 exons. Lineage: Eukaryota; Fungi; Ascomycota; Eurotiomycetes; Eurotiales; Trichocomaceae. Bases 1 to 1098 code for a protein of 365 amino acids.
AUGACAACUCAGCCCGGUAGUCUUGCGGGAAUCACGAAGUGGCCCAUUAGCCAUGAGGUACCGGAUUUGACUGGCAGGAUUGCUUUGGUCACAGGCGCAAAGUUUGUUAGCUAUGUGUUCUUGUCUACUCUGUUCGCUCUAACAUAUUCCAGCUCUCCAGGAGGAAUGGGCUUCCACACAGCCUACCAGCUGGCCAGUAAAGGCGCGAAGCUGUACAUAGGCGCCCGAAGCGCGUCCAAGGCCCAGUCUGCCAUACAAGAGAUGAGAAAAGAGAACCCGAGCAUCACCGAAGAUCAGCUUGUGCCCUUUGUCGCCGACUUGGGUGAUAUAAAAGCGGUCCGAGAUGCUGGCCGGGCCAUGCUGCAGUCGGAGAGCAGGCUAGAUAUCUUGGUUCACAAUGCUGCCAUGUACCUGAAUAUGUCGCGCCCUCUGCACACAAAACACACUGACAUGCUCUCUAGCAUCUCGAUGCCAGUUGUGAUAAAUCCUGACGGAAUUUCGGUCUCUUUCGCCACCAAUCACUUUGGUCCCUUUGUCUUAACAAAGACGCUUAUGCCUCUCCUGGCACAGGCGGCGGAGAUCACGGGAGAUGCUCGUGUUGUUACGAUCUCGGCAACGGCAUAUAAAUUUCUCCCUCCAGGUAUUCGAUUUGACUCCAUAGAUAGCUUCAACGUCGAAAUGGAGCCUACUACACUUGGCGGUGCAGACUUCACUCGAUAUAGUUUAUCAAAACUGGCGAAUAUUCUAUUUGCAAGGCAGCUCCAGAAGAACUUUGAUGCAGUUAACAUGAAUGCUAUCUCAAUGGCCAUUCAUCCGGGGCUAAUCAAAACAGAUGGAGUCAUUAACUGGCUACCAGCGGAUUACCUCGAGGGUAGGCUGACACCAGCCGAGGGAGUUGUAACAGCACUGUUUGCAGCCACUAGCCCCAAAGUAUUCGCUGAGAGGGAUGUUUACAAGGGCGCGUUCUUGGUCCCUCCGGGUUCUAUAGAAGCGCCUGUUGGCGAUGCCAGGGACGAAAAACUUGCCCAGGAGCUAUGGGAAACUUCUGAGCGCAUUGUGGAAUCUGUGUGUGGCAAGUCUGGAAUGACUGAGCAGUAA